Messenger RNA from Arachis stenosperma, 501 nucleotides. Its product is annotated as early nodulin-like protein 21. Gene Ontology annotation, cellular component: plasma membrane. The record is from RefSeq and is a predicted model, not a curated record. NCBI's taxonomy places the organism in Eukaryota, Viridiplantae, Streptophyta, Magnoliopsida, Fabales, Fabaceae. The transcript is spliced from 2 exons. Gene Ontology annotation, molecular function: electron transfer activity. The coding region runs from base 1 to 501 and encodes 166 amino acids.
AUGACUACCUCUGUUGUGUUUGUGUUGGUCAUUCUCUUGGGUCUUCAAUAUGUGGCUUCCCUUGAGUUCGACGUGGGUGGCCCUAAGGGGUGGGUUGUUCCGCCUUCUAAUGACACCAACAUCUACAAUAUCUGGGCUUCUCACAACAGGUUCCAAGUUGGUGACUCCAUCCGUUUCAGGUACAGGAAGGACUCAGUGAUGCAGGUGGGUGAGGAAGAUUACAAGAGAUGCAACUCAACUCACCCAACCUUCUUCUCCAACAUUGGCAACACUGAGUUCAAGUUCCAACACUCCGGGACAUUCUACUUCAUCAGCGGCGCCACCGGGCACUGUGAGAAAGGACAGAAGAUGGCUAUCAGGGUUCUGGUUCCAGAUGACCAUGACAAGUCUCAUGGGUACCAUGAUGCAGUUACACCCUUUGCUGGUGUUUCUGGAAUAAUAAUAACCCUCUUGUUCCUUCCCUUUGUUUUGGCCUCUGAUGCUUUUCGUUCCUAUAUGUAA